Messenger RNA from Cornus florida, 756 nucleotides. Its product is annotated as cytochrome P450 71D9-like. NCBI's taxonomy places the organism in Eukaryota, Viridiplantae, Streptophyta, Magnoliopsida, Cornales, Cornaceae. The record is from RefSeq and is a predicted model, not a curated record. Bases 1 to 756 code for a protein of 251 amino acids. Gene Ontology annotation, molecular function: heme binding; monooxygenase activity; oxidoreductase activity, acting on paired donors, with incorporation or reduction of molecular oxygen. The transcript has 2 exons.
AUGGAGUUCCCAAUCCUGUCCUUCCCAGUUCUGUUCACAUUCCUACUGUUUCUAUUCAUGGUAUUGAAAACCAAGAUCAGUUCUUCUCCAAAACUGCCUCCUAGGCCAUGGAAACUACCUCUAAUAGGUAACAUUCAUCAAUUUGUCAGAUCUCUACCCCAUCACUGCUUAAGAGAUUUGGCCAUGAAAUAUGGACCUUUGAUGCACCAGCGACUCGGAGAACUUCCUAUUGUUGUGAUUACUUCAAUAGAAUUUGCCAAAGAGCUGGGAAUGACAUUGGCUUCGCGCCUUAUGGGGAUCACUGGAGACAACUUCGAAAAGUUUGCAUACUGGAGGCUUUUAAGCGCCAAGCGUGUCCAAUCAUUUCGACCCAUCAGGGAAGAAGAGGCCUCGAAUUUGAUCAAAUCUAUUUCGACCCAUAAUACAGCUGGAUCUCUCAUCAAUGUCACUGAAAAGCUUUUCUCCAUGACAUACAACAUAGUUUCUAAGGUGGUCGUUGGUAAGAAAUUCCAUGGGAAAGAAGAAUUCUUAUCACUUAUCAGGGAUACUAUGGAGGUAGCAGGAGGUUUCAAUGUUGCUGAUCUCUUUCCUUCAGUUAAAAUACUUGGUUUGAUAAGUGGGCAGAUACCUAGAGCUGAGAAGAUUCAUCAAAAAAUUGAUGAGAUAUUUACUAACAUUAUUGAUGAACAUAAAGCUAGAGAUGGUGAAGUUGAUUGCGAAGACCUGAUAGAUGUACUUUUAAAAGUUCAGGGGUAA